CCUAAAUCGAUAACAAAAAAAUCUUAUCCAAUCGUAAAAUCUUGAAGCCAUCGUUAAUUUCCGUGAAGCCAAUCCCCGUCUGUCUCUAUGGUGUUUUAUUUUUCAACAAGCUGACGAAAGCUCGGGUUUUUCCGUGUAGUAGCAAUAAGAGCCGAGAGUCUUACACACGCGAGGCAUAGACAUCAAGCGGGUUGGGUAACUCUGUACAAUUGUUUUCUCUUACUGAACAAGGAGAUAGGUAUUUUGAAAAUGUUAUCAGCUAAUGAGCUCGUGUCUGUUGGGACAUUUCAAGUGCUUAAAUUACCUCUUGGAUUUAUCCGCGUUUUGGAAUGGCUUUUUUCAAUUUUUGCAUUUGCGACAUGUGGAGGCUACAGUGGACAGCUGUGGGUUAGUGUGGACUGCCAGCUUGACAAGGCCAGCAGCAACCUCAGUAUUGGCAUCGAUUUUUCCUACCCUUUUAGGUUGCACCAGGUGUCCUUCGAGGCUCCGCUGUGUGAGGGGAGGAGGAGGGAGAGGCUCUUUCUCAUCGGGGACUACACUUCCUCGGCUGAGUUCUUUGUCACCAUCGCUGUGUUCGCCUUCCUCUACUCCUUCAUGGCCACCAUAGUCUACAUCUUCUUCCAGAACAAGUACCGCGAAAAUAACCGAGGCCCUCUGAUCGACUUUAUAGUGACCGUGGUGUUCUCCUUCAUGUGGCUGGUCAGUUCUUCAGCCUGGGCUAAAGCCCUGUCGGACAUCAAGGUGGCCACAGACCCAGAUGAGGUGCAGGAGCUCAUGUCUGCCUGUAAGGUCAUGACCAACAAGUGUGGCUCAGUGCAAGGACCCCGCUGGUCAGGCCUCAAUACCUCUGUGGUGUUUGGCUUCCUAAACUUCGUCCUGUGGGCAGGAAACAUCUGGUUUGUCUUCAAGGAGACUGGUUGGCAUAAAGGAGGACCAGCUCGGUACGCUGGAGCGCCUCCCGAAAAACAGGCUGAGACAAUCAACCAGCAGCAGCCCUACAACCAGGGCAGUUUUGACCAGUCAGGAGGCUACAGCGCCCAGGGAGACCAGGAGCAGGUAUCAGAAUACAGUCCUGUGGGCGGACCCACCUCCUACUCCAAUCAGAUGUAGCUUUGCAGUCUGAUUGUCACACUGAAGGUGGGGGGGACAUGCAGUUCUUAGGUAGAAAUAUUCUGGUGCCAGAAAAAGUAAGUUGUCGAUUGGUACAGUUAAACAGAAGUAUUUUGGAGUAUUGUACAUAAAACUAGAUUUUGGUUACGUUUUUAGAUGUGUUGUCCUGAAUGUUGUAUUGCCUGUGUGUUGAGUCUGUUGAUAUUUUCUCAUUUUCGGUGCUAGGUGCUAUGCCACAGAACCUUUUAACUUGAUGUCUUUUUCAUUGUGGAAGAAAAAUGUGGUAUACAAUUGUAUAAUUCUUGAAGUUUCCUACAUAGUGUUGACAAAGUGCAUGCAGUUGUGCUAUGUGUUACUAUGCCUGUUUGUGCACAUUGUAUUUACGAAACCGGCAGGAUUUCAUCUCAGAGUUACAGUAAGGUAUCAGCAGUAGUUUUACCUCACAAACGCAACAUUUAAAGUGUUGUUCUAAUUUUUCAUGAGCAGAAAUAAAAUAUCCCAAUAAUUUUCCAUAUGCACAAAAAGCUUAUUUCUCUUAAAAUUUUCUGCACAAAUUUGUUUACAUCCCUGUUAGUGAGCAUUUCUCCUUUGUCAAGGUAAUCCUGCAUGCAGGGUUUAUGAUCAGUGUAGUUACCGUUUCAUUACACAAGAUGCCCUUGCUCUAAAGGGGCUUUAUGUGUUGGUUUGUGGGAAGUUUUUGAUGUUAGUGUUAACAAUUGUAAAUGGGAAAAGUGUUUCUACCUGCUCUGUUUACAAAUGGUCGCUCAUGAUUCAAAUGAAAGGACUAGUUUUUUAAGCUGCUGUCAGACUACUGUGAAAUGAUGAGUCAUUUCAUACACCUCCGAGAGCGAGCUAGAUGAGUCCAUUUAAGCACAAGGCCCCAGUGAAAAAGGCCCAGAAGAACCUAGUUGCAAUUAGAACAGUCAGCUCGGCCAAGCUCGUCUGUAUAACCAUUAGUGAACCCCUUCCAUUUUAUCUGUCAUGUUUUCUCUGUCUUGAAUUCAAUAAACAAAGUCAUUCAGGUUUCUCUAUGACUUUCAAAAGUUUGUGAAAUUAAUAAAAAUAGGCCUAAUUAGAGAAUGUCUGAUAAUAUUGAUGAUGAUGAUGAUAAUUAAUUAACCCUGUUUCUUGAGCUCCAAAGCAUGUGGCUUGCAUUAACCAGAUAACAACAAAAUAUGAAAAAAUACAAUAAUUAAACGUCCAUGUAUGUACUUCCCUUCUGUCCGUGUAACAUUAUAAUGUGAACAAUCUGAAAACCACUUACCAGCAUUAUUAUUCUGUUCAAGAUUACUGAGUGUGGAUGAUAUUCAAGCAAUUUCAAUAAUCCUGAUAAAGAUGUUACACAAAAAACAAAAACAUUAGUGUUUUCUAUUUCUCUCUUUGGCAUUUGCACAAAGAGCUUUUGGGAACAAUGGGUAGUCAGGCCAGUGUCCCUAAUGGGUUAGGCACUAACUCCAGAACAAACCUGACCAAGCCCUUACCCUGCCCCGACCAAUGUCCCACUCAGUUCCCAGAUAGAAUGCCGCCUCAAACACACUCAGCCUGGUUACCAAAGUAUUGGGCCAUGGCCCAUGAGCGUCUGUCAGAUUGUUGAGCAGAAACAGCGUUUCCCCAGAGAGUCAGGCAGUUAUGUCUGUUGACCUUUGCUCCCUCACCAAAGUGAAGGAAUUCUGCUAACAAACGAACCUAAACCCAGACGAUUAAAAAGUGGCUUUAUGUCUCAAAAAACAAGAUGAUCAGUGUUGAGGAAUCCAUGGGUGUUGAGUCCAGCAAUCAUUUGUCCCCAAGCUUUGGAAUGAAAGGAAUUUGGCUGCAAUUGGUUUAACUUGGGAAUCUCACAAUGAGCAUCUGACCUGAGAACAGAUUCCUUACUGCUAUUCUCAGGGAACAGCACUUCUGGAUUUAACAGAAGAUCCAAUCUGACUGUAUCACUUUUCUCUCUCAGCAAAAAUAUUCAAGUAUGUCCCACCAAGGCAGGGGUUCUCUCUCUCUCUCUCUCUCUCUCUCUCUCUCUCUCUCUACCUCUCUCUCUCUACCUCUCUCUCUCUACCUCUCUCUCUCUCUCUUGCACCUGCUGUCUGACCUGUUGCACCCUCUACAACCACUUUGAUUAUUAUUUGACCCUGCUGGACAUCUACGAGCAUUUGAACAUCUUGAAGAACAAACUGGAUGUCUAUUAUUAUCAUCUCUACCCGGCACAGCCAGAAGAGGACUGGCCACCCCUCAGAGCCUGGUUCCUCUCUAGGUUUCUUCCUAGGUUCCUGCCUUUCUAAGGGUUUUUUCUAGCCACCAUGCUUCUACAUCUUCAUUGCUUGCUGUUUGGGGUUUUAGGCUGGGUUUCUGUAUAUUACCUUGUGACAUCUGCUAAUGUAAAAAGGGUUUAUGUGGUGAAAAGGCCUAUUUGUGUGGUGCUAAAAUGUUAUAAUGUUCCCUCUCCCCACGUGAGAAUAUGACUCGUUGACAAGUUGACUCCCUGCGUAGCCUAACUCACACUAAAAUGGCUGACAUAGGCCUAACCCGAGAAAUAAAAAGAAAGGUUAAAGGAAUAGGCUACAAUAGCAUCAUGGAAACAGGUGCUGCGCGAGUGAAAUCCCCAGUUUGGAAGGACAUCAACACGGUAGAUUGAUUAUGGAUACACAGCCUGCACAAAGUGCACAAGCAAAACAAAGUAUCAAUUAGGAUUAUUACAUUAAUUCAGGCUUUUGUUCAUUAGACCAUACAUAGGCCAAAUCAAGUUUAAACCUGUGCAGCUGGUAAACGUUUGAGCAGUGGUGUAAAGUACUUAACUAAAAAUACUUUAAUGUACUACUUAAGCAGUUUUUCGGGGUAUCUGUACUUUACUUUACUAUUUUAUUUUUGACAACUUUUACUUUUACUUCACUACAUUCCUAAAGAAAAUAAUGUCCUUUUACUCCAUACAUUUUCCAUGACACACAAAAGUACUCGUUACAUUGUGAAUGCUUAGCAGGACAGGAAAAUGGUCCAAUACACGUACUUAUCAAGUGAACAUCCCUGGUCAUCCUACUGCCUCUGAUCUGGCGGACUCACUAAACACACGCUUCGUUUGUAAAUGAUGUCUGAGUGUUGGAAUGUGCCACUGGCUAUCCGUACAUUAAAAUAACAAGAAAAUGGUGCCUCUGGUUUGCUUAAUAUAAGGAACUUGAAAUUAUUUAUACUUUUACUUUUGUUACUUCAGUAUAUUUUAGCAAUUACAUUUACUUUUGAUACUUAAGUAUAUUUAAAGCCAAAUACUUUUACUCAAGUAGUAUUUUACUGGGUGACUUUCAUUUUUACUUGAAUCAUUUUCUAUUAAGGUAUCUUUACUUUUAUUCAAGUUUGACAAUGGGUACUUUUUCCACCACUGAGUUUGAGUUGCCAACAGCUUACUUAUGUAGCCUAUCUUUGCAGCCUAUAUUCGACUCUGGGAAUGGUUUAUUUAAGUUUUAAUUAGGUAUAAACUAUAUGAUUAUCUAGACAAUAUUGCAUGUCAAUGUAUUGUUUUGUUAUGUCAGCUAUAUGCUUUCAUUAGGUAA
Oncorhynchus nerka (sockeye salmon) is the source of this 4643-nucleotide messenger RNA. RefSeq names its product synaptoporin-like. The coding region runs from base 250 to 1110 and encodes 286 amino acids. Gene Ontology annotation, cellular component: synaptic vesicle; synaptic vesicle membrane. The transcript is spliced from 6 exons. Lineage: Eukaryota; Metazoa; Chordata; Actinopteri; Salmoniformes; Salmonidae. The record is from RefSeq and is a predicted model, not a curated record.